Knipowitschia caucasica is the source of this 3639-nucleotide messenger RNA. Lineage: Eukaryota; Metazoa; Chordata; Actinopteri; Gobiiformes; Gobiidae. The record is from the annotation of a GenBank genome assembly.
AUGGUCCAGUCAGGAGACAUCUUUCUAUUCUUGCUUCUUGUGAGCUACUCAGUUUCCCUGGACGUGCAAAUAACCCCGAGUCACGGAGAGAUUAGUCUUGGAGAGUCCAAAUUCUUCAUCUGUGAAGUGGUUGGAGUUCCCAAACAUAUAGACUGGUUUGGUCCAAAAGGCGAUCGCAUAGAGCCCAACAGACAGGACAUCACAGUAACUCGCAACGAUGAGUCAUCGUCCACGCUCACGCUGUACAACGCUGGAGAGGACAAUGCAGGGACCUACAAGUGUGUGGCCAUCAGCGGAGAUCAGCAAGCAGAGUCCACGGUCAACGUCAAAAUAUUCCAGAGAAUCACCUUCACCAAUGCUCCAUCGCGACAAGAAUUUACAGAAGGAGACAAUGCCAACCUUGUGUGUGAUGUGACCAGCUCUCCUCCGCCCACGGUCUUCUGGAAGUACAAAGGAGCCAGGAUCCAGAUGCAUAAGGAUGUUCGCUUUAAAGUCCUGCCCAACAACCAUCUUCAAAUCCGUGGGAUAAAGAAGACGGACGAGGGUGCGUACACGUGUGAGGCCCGGCAGUUUGCUCGUGGGGAGAUUGAUCUGCGGGUCAUCAAAGUGGUGGUGAACGUGCUCCCAACCAUCAGGGUGUGGCAGUCCGAAGUCAAUGCUACGGCAGAGGUUGGAAAUUCUGCCAUGUUAACUUGUGCUCCAGAUGGCUACCCUGAACCUAUGGUCACAUGGGAAAGAAACAAAGUGGUUCUUGAAGCCGGGGAGAAGUACAGCUUUAAUGAAGAUGGAUCAGAAAUUACAAUAAUGGAUGUAUCUAAGCUCGAUGAAGGCGAAUACACCUGCAUCGCCAAAAACAAGGCCGGAGAAGCCGAGCAGGAGCUCAGCUUGAGAGUGUUUGUCAAACCCAAGAUCACAUACAUCGUGAAUCAAACCAGCUCAGAGAUGGAGGAGCAGGUAACGCUGACGUGUGAGGCCUCUGGUGACCCCACACCCACCAUCAGCUGGAGUUCUAGUGAGCACGUCUUCACUGAAGGAGACCAGGCACAUCUUAACAGGAUCUAUCAGGCAUCAUGGACUCGGCCUGAGCAGCACAAGAGCCCAGAUGGAAAUGUAGUUGUCAGAAGUGAUGCUCGCGUCUCCUCUUUGACUUUAAAAUAUGUCAAGUACACAGACGCCGGACAGUACACGUGCACAGCUCAAAGUGCAAUCGGGGAAGACACAUCAGCAGCGUAUCUGGAGGUGAACUAUGCUCCAAAGAUCCAUGGCACAGUGGCGGUGUACACUUGGGAGGGCAAUUCUGUCAACAUGAGCUGCGAGGUCAGGGCCUACCCCAGCGAAGUGUCUAUUACGUGGCUUCGUGACGGUUUCCAGCUGCCCAACUCAAACUCCACCAACAUCAAGAUUUUCAGGACCCCCUCCUCCAGCUACUUGCAGAUAACUCCGGAGUCAGAGAAUGACUUUGGGAGCUACAACUGCACAGCAUCGAACGACAUGGGAACAGAGUCCAAGGAGUUUCUUCUGAUUCAAGCUGACGUCCCAUCAGCCCCUGCGGUCAGUGAGGUCCGGCCCUUCUCCACAACGGCACAGGUGCAGUUUGAGGAGCCCGAGUCGAACGGAGGAGUGCCUGUUCUGAGGUACAGAGCCGAGUGGAGAGCUCCCGGGAGCGGCCGCUGGCAUCACAAGGUCUUCGAGGCCCAGGACGGCGUCGUCAGUGACAUGAUCAUCACAGGCCUGAGCCCAGAGACCAACUAUGAAGUGAGAUUAUCAGCCGUCAACGGCAAGGGAGAAGGAGAGAGUAGCUCAGUGGAGUUCUUCAAAACCGAGCCAGUCCGAAACCCCAAUCCCCCGAAGCUGGAGUGGGCUCCUCAGCCCAAAGGAAACUCUCUCAGAGUGAGUUGGAUUAAACAGGAUGACGGCGGCUCAGCAAUCUUGCAUUAUCUUAUCCGCUACAAACCUGUUCAGGAGACGCAGUGGAAACCUGAGAUCCGGAUGCCCAGGGGCAGUGACUCUGUGGUCCUCAGUGGACUUGAAUGGGACACAGAAUAUAAUGUGUUUGUUGUGGCCGAAAAUGAGAAAGGAAAGUCUCAGCCAGCAUCUAUGUCCUUCAGAACAACAGCAGAACCAGCCGGAGUAGCAGAUCUGGGAGAGGAGUCAGUGCUCAAUAUGAACACUAUUCUCUGGGCAGGCAUCAUAGUUGUCGUAUUUAUACUCCUCCUGCUGGCCGUGGAUGUGACAUGUUACUUUGUGAACAAGUGUGGUCUGAUCAUGUGCCUUUGUGGGAAGUCGGGCACUGGCUCCAAAGGACACAACUUGGAAGAGGGCAAGGCUGCAUUCAUAAAAGAUGAGUCGAAAGAGCCGAUUGUGGAAGUUCGAACAGAAGACGAAUGCACAGCCAAUCACAAUGCAGCUGGCCCCACAGAGCCCAGCGAGACCACGCCCCUCACAGAGCCAGAGCUGGCGGCUUACACUGCUGCUCUGGCACUGGACACGCUCUCCUCCACAGCCACUGCAACUCUCGACCCCGCCCUGGAGAGCCCCUCUAGCGAGACCACCACACUCACCUGUAGUCUGUCCACCCCUGCAAACGAGCCAUCUCACGGCCCAGCCACAGCGCCUAUCCCAUGCGCCGAUUCCAUCACCGCCCCGCCAACCCCCGUCUACUCCUCUUCCGACGACGCCGAGAAAACAGAACCGCCCCUGAAACCCGGAAAGACAGACAAACCGAGUCCGUUAGUGUUGGAUCAGAAAGAAAAUCUCAUCCCGGUGGAGCAGUCUAAACUCAACACACCCCCUUCCACCCCGGAUCAAACUAAAGAUCCUAAAGCUGUCACGCCAAUACCGCCAAAGCGACGGUUCUCUCCCAAACUUAUGGCCGCGCAACAGGCGAGAAAUAGCCCUCCAGUGUCCCCUCUGGCUUCUUCCUCCCCCUCUGCCUCCCCCAUACUGAGAAAACAAGCUCCGAGUCCACCCAAGCCUGCACCAAAAGACACUGUAGCCUUAGAUACCACUGCCAACACUGCCUCCCGUCCUGCCCCUGCUGUCCCAAAGCAAAACGAUCUCAGCACUGCCCCAGAUUUGACUGAGAGUAGCUUUACACCCUUUUAUAACAAAAAGCCAUAUGACCAAAUGGCUGAAUAUAAUAACAUCAGUAUAACCAAAAACCCUCAAGGCAACCCCAACCUCAAUAGUAAAGACACUGCCCCUCUGGCUGAGGAUGCUCAUCCGACUCACAACACCUCGAAUGACCUUUUUGCAACGCGCCAAGACACGUACGAUUUGCUCGCUCCUGAAUCCCAGCGCCUCACUGGCUUGGAAAGUCCUGACAUAGAGCUAGAACUGGGGGACAGGACAGAGAGGCCCUCGUCGCCCACCGCUGACCUGAUUAGCCUAGAGAGCCCGCCCUCUGAUCCUGCUAUACCCAAUGGAGACGGAGCAGACCCCUCAUCAUCAGAGACUGUGGCCAAGACCGCUCCUCCUGUCAGCGAUGAGCAUUUUUUCUCAGAUGAAGCCGACAAACUGGAGGAGGCUCAGUUGACCAACGCCCUGGCAGUGAUCACAGGACACAACACGGAGGACGAGAAGAGUGGAGGUGCUAAUGAUCCAGUGAUCCUGCACAAGCCACAGACCACAGACAGCUGA